ACACUGAUCCUAAUUCACAGUUUCUAAAUAAAAAAUGAGUUUCAAUAAAUAUAAAAGUCAUGUGGAAGAAGGAGACACAGCUAUUGUGUACACUGGCUUUGAUUCUAUGUUUCCUGUGACUGUAAACAGAGGCAAAACGACUCAAACAAAGUACGGAGCAAUAAAACAUGACUGGCUGGUUGGACAUGAAUUCGGUGCAAAAUAUCAAUGUUCUAAGGGUUGGGUCUACAUUCUCCACCCUACGCCUGAGCUGUGGACGGUUAGUUUGCCACAUCGCACUCAGAUAUUGUAUGCAACUGAUAUUGCUAUGGUUACUAUGCAGUUGGAUUUAAAGCCUGGAUCAGUAGUUUGUGAAUCAGGUACUGGGAGUGGUUCCCUCUCUCACUCCAUCUUGAGGACAAUCAUGCCCAAUGGUUAUCUCCACACGGUGGAAUUCCAUGAAAAGAGAGCACAAACGGCGAGGGAGGAAUUUAAAAUGCAUGGAUUUGAAGACAUAGUAACAGUUUAUCACAGAGAUGUCAUUGAAGAGGGAUUCCCGAUAGAAAAUGAAGCAGACGCCGUGUUCCUUGACAUUCCUAAACCAUACGAUGUGAUUCCUCAUGCAAUUAAAGCUUUGAAAAGAUCAGGUGGGCGAUUGUGUUCAUUUUCACCUUGCGUGGAACAAGUACAAAGGACAUGUCUUGCCUUGCACGAAUCUGGCUGUUUUGAAGACAUAGAAACAAUAGAGCUUGUUACAAAACCUUACAACAUUCGCAAAACGACUCUCCCGAUCGUAAAUUUGGGACUUUCUGACCCAGAGGUACGUGAGGCGUUAUGUGGCAAAGCAAAAGGCAAUCCUAUCCUUCCGUUUGCGUAUGAGGCGGGAAAUUGUUUGCCCGUUGGUGACGUCAUAAUGAUAUCUGAAAAUUCAAACGAAAACACAAAUUCCCGCCGAAAGCAAACUUUGAAACGGAAACAAGAUUGGAAUGAUAGAAACAAAGUAUCACGUGACAAAUCAGCUGAUCAAAUGUCAAAAAGAGCGGAAAACGACGACUCGUUAUCAAAAGAGGAAAAAGAACCCUCUACCCCCACUCCCCCCAGUUUUACUAAAAAUUUGUUCUCGACGAGGACGUGUUCAUCGCCGAAAGAAAUUUAUGGACACACUGGUUAUUUAACUUUUGCUACUUAUUGUGAUUUGUAAUGCCCUUCAUACGGUGAAUUAAAAUUUCUUCAUGAAACGA
Molecule: messenger RNA, 1220 nt
Organism: Styela clava
Lineage: Eukaryota; Metazoa; Chordata; Ascidiacea; Stolidobranchia; Styelidae
Product: tRNA (adenine(58)-N(1))-methyltransferase catalytic subunit TRMT61A-like
Biological process (GO): tRNA methylation
Cellular component (GO): tRNA (m1A) methyltransferase complex; nucleus
Molecular function (GO): tRNA (adenine(58)-N1)-methyltransferase activity
Source: RefSeq, a predicted model, not a curated record